AUGACUAGAUUAGGAUUCCUGCGACUGUCCUAUGAGAAACAGGAUACUCUCCUGAAACUGCUCAUCCUGUCGAUGGCAGCGAUUCUCUGUGAGUAUAAGUGUGAUAUUCCAGGGAUUAUAUAAACACAAUGUUUUAAAGUUAGGCCUGCAUGCUCUGCAUUGGGAGCUUGUCUAUUUGACUAAAUGUGGAAGAGGAAUACUGCACUUUGAUUGGAUUCUGCUUCUCUCUUGUUGAUGUGUUUUUUAUUUUCUUUUUCUUCACAGCCUUUUCCACCAGGUUAUUUUCUGUUUUGAGGUUUGAAAGCGUCAUCCAUGAGUUUGAUCCGUAAGUGCAAUUUAACUCUUGUCAUAUUGCUUGUGUUCGGUGUGUGGUUAAAGUGAAAUAUUUGCAGUAAAACUGUAAUAUGUGAUAUUUAAAAUGGAUCAAACAGAGUGUGCCAAUUUGUUUUUAAUGUUGCUUAGUGAAAUAGUCUCUCUAAGCAACUUCGAUGGAAAAAUGCAUCUGUAAGAAAGAUGAAGAUAAUAUUUUUAUGUGCCAGAUCACAAUUCCUGCAAGAAUUGGGAAACACAUUUGGAAAUAGGAUUGCUGUACAUUGUCUGUGCAUAUGGGGGUUCUGAAAGGUCCAUGUCCCCCAAAGGAGAGUCUACAGCAAGCUGCACAUGUUUGCUGUGCGUCUCUCAUACAAAAGAGUAAAAAGCUGGUGUGCAAUGAAACUGAAACAUUCUGGGACUUCCAAUCAUCCCCACAAAUAUUUCUCAUUUAUUUUUCUCAUGUAUGAUAAAUUCAUAGUGGGCUAUUGUGCAGGUUCUUUGCUCUUUAAAUCCCAUUAACCUCAGCUGGGCUGUUGGUUUUAUGGGAUAUGUCUAACACUUGUGAGCCUUUGUUUAAAGGUCACAGGGGUUUUGACUCCAAAAGGUACUUUCAUUGGUGAACACGUUUUCCUGUGUGUUUCAUUAUUCAUAGACUAUUAGAAACAAGGUUAGUACUGCCUUGGAUUGUCCAUUUUGUUUAAACUCUGUUUGACUUGACAGUUGGCGCUCACCGGUAUGUCUCCCAGGACCAUAUUUGUGGAUCUCUGUUUAAAUAUGGGAAGGCCGGUUGCUUAAAUUGAACACUAUGGGUACCCAAACCACUUCAGCUCAUUGAAGUGAUCUAGGUGCAGUGUCUCAGUCCCAUUUAGUACAUUGCAGUUUUAGAAAAAUUGCAAUGAUUUAAAUUUCAGGACUAAGAUUGCAUCUAGCGGCUGUCAAACAGCAAUUACAGGCACUUCCUGGUGGCUAAUCGACUUUGGUUAUCUGACACACUGUAUGAGAAUCCCCACAGGAAAGCAUUGCAGCAAUGCCUGGGGGGUGGGAGGCCAGAGGGAACUAUAGUAUAAGGAAUACAAAGUUAUAUUCUUUACUCUAUUGAAUCCCUUUAAACUCAGAUAUGGGGUUAGUCAGACUAAACAUUGAACGUUUUUCCUACUCUAGGUCAUCUGGUGAUUCUUCUUCCAAUUAAAAAAACUCCCCUUUUAUGUUGUGUUUUUAUAUCCUUCAUCUUGUGCAUCUUACGUUAAUCUUUUAUAAAAGUUGUGUAAAGGACCUCAAUGAAAGGGUCCAAGUGCAGUGCUCCUGUCAUUUUAACCCUUCAUUGUAAUAAUUAGUAUGUAGGGUUAAAUCCACAUCUCGUGUCUGCCUUCCUGACAGCCACUAGAGGCUGUACUUGCAUAUCUCGUCCACCAGUGCUCAUCUAUGAUGGUGAGAGACGUCAGCACUGCAGGUAUGCUGACGAAAAUAGAGGUUGAGCAAGUGGGUCUAGCUGAGGAGAUAUGGAAGUUAACAUCUGAUUUGAAAAAAAAUUUUUUAUUUUUUUUGCAGGUUGUUUGAGUCACAGUUAGAAUUUAAUUCCUACAUUUCAAAGAAUUGAGCAGUGAGGUUAAAGGGAUACUAUAGUCACCAGAACAACUUCAGCUUAAUCUAGUCGUUCUGGUGUCUACAGCCUUUAUUUGUUGCAUAAAUGAUCCCAAAGGAAGGGCUGCCUGUCUGGUUUUACAGAGCUUUCUGAACAAGAUCAAGGAAGCAUGCUUUACCAGUUUUUUUUGGCCUUUGAUGUGAAGUUUGUGCUCCCUACCCAGUAAAUGAAUCACAUGUGUGACAUAAAACAAUCAAUUUAUUUCUAGGUAGUAAUCGCUCAAAUGUAGUGUACUGUCACCCAGGGUUAAAUAGAUGGAUGCAAAUUUCAGGAUCUAGACAGAUGGUAAGGGCCCAGCUUGCGUUUAUAUAAUAUUAAUUUAAAACACAAUUUGUUGCAUCCAAUCUCUGUGGAUUUUAGAAAUGCAGCAAUUUGUAAAAAUCCUAUGGCUAUACGCCCACCUCUUGGAGCAGACAUAUCAGGAGGAACGUUCAAGACUUAUUUUGCAGUCUCGGAUGGAGUUGGACGGAACGCUCUCUGUGCUCAGCAGUGCAUUGUAAUAAGGGGGGAAAGACUUGUCUGAUUUGGUGGUGCAUUGUAAUAAGGGGGGAAAGUCUUGUCUGCUUUGGUGGUGCUAUAGUAACGGGGCAAGGCAUCCUCUGCAGGACCACAAUAGUAAGGGGGGCGUAUCCUAUGGUGAUACAUUAUGAUAAGGGGGCAGACUUUCAGAUCUGGAGUGCAGUGUGAUAAAGGGAUAUUCUAUUAUCCGUGGAGUAUAUUACAAUCGGACAAACUGUCAGCUGUUUGUUUUUCAUUAAGUGUGGAUAGUCUGUCAUAUCUGAGGGUUCAUUUUGUAAAGGGGGAAAGACUGUUAGCUCAUUGGGUGAAUUCUGAUAAGGGGGCAGUGUGUCAGCUUUGGGAUGCAUUUUAAUUAGGGGGCAGUCUGUCCGUAUACUAGCAGACUCAGUUUGUGCGAUUUAAAGGGUGCAUUGCAUGGUUGUUGCACUCAGCCUGGUUACAAUCUCGUAAAAUGGGCGAUGUAUAGCACCACAUGGAACAGCUCCACUUAUCUGGUGGGAUGAUAGGAGAUAAGUUACAAUUUCCAUAAACCUCCUGAUCAAAAUAGAAUUAUGGGAUAAUGGAAACGCCCUAUAGGCCAGAAUGAGUGGCUUCUGAUUGGUUUAGCCCCUUCCUAGUAAAGGAGUUUUUAGAUUUAAAGUGUUGGGUCAGUCCCUGCCUGCUGUGUCCUUUUAAUGUUCAGUUUUUGUAAAUAUACGGUGUCUAAACCUGCAGAUCUGCUUUGUCGUUGACUAUGUGAGGAGGUGGGGGCUGAUUUUGGACAGCCCUGAUGAGGAACAGAAAGUUUUUUUUAUAUAAGCUUCCAAAGGACAUUUAUCUGUGUAUUUGCAAAUAAUUAGAAGUUCAUGACAGCCAAAUUCUAAUGAUCAGUUUGACAGAAAUGAAUUGCUGUAACUAUGUGUUUAUUACUGUUCUAGGUAUUUCAAUUAUCGGACCACAAGGUUUCUGACAGAGGAAGGUUUUUACAAAUUCCAUAACUGGUUUGAUGACAGAGCCUGGUAUCCACUUGGCAGGAUUAUCGGGGGUACCAUCUAUCCAGGUAUCUGUUUAAUAUUAUUAAAGCCUUGUUAACACUGAGCACACCUUGUUUGCAUAAGCAUUAAACAUAUAAAGUUGUGCAUUUAACACAUUUUUUUUUAAACCUUUGGGAAAAUACUUCUUGUGAACACUUGAUUUCCUGGCAAGCUGUUCAUGUUAAUUUAUUUUUUAAGAUCCCUGCUUGUGCAGGGCCCACUCAUUGUCUGAGGAUGUCUCACCAGGUGCAUGAAGAGAAGGUGCAAUAUCUCCCUGGCUGACCCCAGAUAAUCCAGUUUGACUACUUGCCCUUGGAGGGUACCAAGGCACUGCUGGUAUGGGCUGGAGUAGUUACGGUGCUUGGAUUGUUCAUUUUAAAGGGACACUAUAAUUACCACAACAACUUUAGCCUAAGAAGCAGUUUUAGUGUAUAGAUCAUGCCACUGCAGUCUGAUUGCUCAAUUCUCUGCUAUUUAGGAAUUAAAUAACUUAAUGCAGCCCUAGGCACAACUUCCUGCAUGUGACUUACUCAGCAUUUCUAAUCCCUUCUUGUAAAGAGUCAUCUAAUGUUUACACUUCCUUUAUUGAGCAUUCUGUUAAAUUUAGAAUGUAUUAUCUCCUGCUCUGUUGAUAGCUUGCUAGACCCUGCAGGAGACUCCUGUAUGUAAUAAAAGUUCAAUUUACAGAGCAGGAGAUUAAAACUUUUAAAGUAAGUUACAUCUGAUUAAAAAUGAAACCAUUUUUGUCUUCAUGCAGGCUGUGUCAGUCACAGCCAGGGGAGGUAUGGAUAGGGUUGCAUGGACAGAAACAAAAGUGAUUUAACUCCUAUAGAAUGUAAGCUUGAUUGAGCAGGGUCCUCUUCAACCUAUUGUUCCCAUAAGUUUUUUGUAAUUGUCCUAUUUAUAGUUAAAUCCCCCUCUCCUAAUAUUGUAAAGCGCUACGGAAUCUGUUGGCGCUAUAUAAAUGGCAAUAAUAAUAAUAUUAACUCCUAAGUGGCAGUGAAACUUCAGAGGCAUGACCUAUACACCAAAAUUGCUUCAGUAGGCUAAAGUUGUUCCUUUAAGAUCAGCAAUUUCAUACAAUUGCAAUAAGCAGAAUAUAGAUAUCUGGAGUCUGAAGGGCACAUUCUUGGGUGGUCUACAAGGUAGAUCUUAAUGUACAUGCUGUUGAUACAGUCUUGGUCAGGUACUUAUGGUCAAGUUCUUGUUUUGUAGAAUCCUAAUACUGAUGAGCAGCUUCUUGAUUUUGACUUUUUUUUUUUCAGAUACUGUUAAACUGUAAAUUUUAGACUUUGCUGAGUCUUGCAGUUGACACUUCGCUAUGUGAAUUAAUAAAGGGACACUAUAGUCACCAGAACAACUAAAGCUUAAUGUAUAGUAAACAGCUUAUUGUAGUUGUUCUGGUGGGUAUAGUCUGUCCCUGCAGGCUUUUUAAUAUAAACACGAGAGAAAAGGCAGUGUUUACAUUACAGCCUAGGAACGCCUCCAGUUACCACUCCUGAGACGGCCACUAGAGGUGCUUCCUGGGUUAGUGCUGCACAGUGUACAGAUACUGAACUUUCCUCAUAGAGAUGCAUUGAUUCAAUGUAUCUCUAUGAGGAGAUGCUGAUUUGACCAGGGUGACAUUUGUUGCCUUCCUGCUCGCCUCGUUUGCUGAGAUCAUCAGAAGUGACCAUCUCAGCCAAUCCAAUGCUUUCCUAUGGGGAAGCAUUGUGAUUAGCAGAGGCCAUAAGUUCAGAGGUCAGCCAAAGGAGGGGCAGGGCUUGUACCGGUGGACUUGUGUAGUGCUGGAAAUAAGGUGAGUUUUUACUAUAUUCAGGGGGGCUAAAUAGUGGUUUUAACACUAUAAAGUCAGGAAUACACGUUUGUAUUUAAUGCUACAUCACUAAUUGGGAACACUAGUUUGAUGGCCAUUCCGUGUGUCUCCUCCUCCUUCCUGGCCCCUCCGUGUGUCUCCUUCCCUGCCCCUCUGUUUGUCUCCUCCAGGGCCCCUCCAUGUGUCUCCUCCCCCUCCCAGGGGGGCUUUUCAGUUUAUGCUGUUUGAAGAGGGUUUUUUGCUGACCAUUUGAUCUGUCUUUCUGCAGGUUUGAUGAUAACUUCAGCUGCUUUUUACCACAUUCUGCACUUCUUCCACAUCACCAUUGACAUCAGGAAUGUGUGCGUCUUCUUGGCUCCUCUCUUCUCCUCCUUCACAACCAUCGUCACAUAUCAUCUGACAAAGGAGCUGAAAGUACGUCUUUGCUGCAAAAUGAAUGUCAUUAUAUAAGCUGCCAUGAUUAACUUGGUAUAGGACUCGAGCUGUGUUUGAGAUGAACAGGCGCUAACAUGCUCAGCCUAUCACUGCCUGAUACUUCCCCCUUCCUGCUCGUUACAUUGGGGGAGCAAAGAAGGGAACAAGAAUACUGCCUGGCACUCGCGGAGUAUUAAACCGUUCAAACUGAUCCAUUUCCUAUCCUUAGCUUCGUUUUCUUCAUACUGCCCUAUACUGCACUAAAUAGGUUCUUAUCAGAUUCUGUAAAUACAUUUAAAAAGCCUUGGAUGCUUUUUUGCAUAAACAUAAUAUUUACAGAUAUAAUUGAUAUGUAUGUAAACAGGUUGUUGAUCCAAGGAGAAAUCUGCCAUUACAUUUUUUUCCCUUUUUAUGGAAAUGGCAAAAAUGGGGUGUUUCUGCCUUCUUUUGGAUCAACAGUGUUUUAAAGAAUAUGUUUCCAGAUUAAACUUGAUGGACUUUAGUCUUUUUUUUUUUUUUUUAAGGCAGUGAGACAGCUACUAGAGGCUAGAUUAACCCUCAGUGAAACAUAGCAGUUUCUCUGAAACUGCUUUGUUUUCAGCUGCAGGGUUAACACUAGAGGGACCUGGCACUCAGACCACUUCAUUGAGCUGAAGUGGUCUGGGUGCCUAUAGUGGUCCUUUAAGUAUACAUUUUUACCUGAAAUCAUUUGUAGUGGUUAUGGUGCUUAGUGUUCUUUUAAGUUAACCAAGUCUUAAUGACCGAAUAGAGGUGGAAUGGCGAAUGGGUAAAAUUGGGUUUAGUCAUUUGUACCCUCUGUUGAUAACUAAGCACUGAUUAUUGCUCUGUGACGGAAGCUUGGUCUGGUGUCGUGUGCUCUGUUUUUAUACAGACAUUUUGUGUACAAAAAUAGUGAUGUUUAGACCUGUGCACAAAUCCUUUAACUGCGACAAAUGAAUCUAUUCUUGUUAAGCUAAGCCCAAAAUAAUUGAUCUAUCUCUAAUUUAUGAGAUGGCUCAAUUCGUUUAAAUGUAGAUUAACAGGAAUUUGAUUUGUAUGUCACAGGUGAAGUCUAGUGAUAAUUAUACUUCACAACGAGAGAAAUCUCAAUGUAUCCUUCAUGGCAAAAUAUUUUAUAACUAAUUAACUGCACACUCACCAUUUAUAAAUAGCACGUUUAUAUGACAAAAAUGUGGAACUCAACAGUUUUUAUCACUCUUGCAGGACUUUAUAUAUUUGGUUUAUCGCACAGCAAAGCGGUUAUUUUGUUUGCAGUUAAGAUAUACUGUUUGUUACUGUGUUGAAUUAAGGAGCAAUUGUCAAGCUGAUAUCCAACCUUUCUUUCUGCUCAGGAUGCUGGUGCUGGCCUGUUGGCUGCUGCCAUGAUUGCUGUUGUUCCUGGUUAUAUCUCUCGGUCCGUGGCUGGAUCCUAUGACAAUGAAGGUAAGAGAGAACAAUGAACAUGGAGCAGUAGGCAGACUUGGGAAAGGCUUGUGUAAGAGUCGAAUGUGAUGGUAAAUUGUCUUGAAUCCCCAGACAUUACUGAGAUAAAAUUGGUGUCUUUCAGAUAACACACGUCUUAAUACACUGCCUGUCUUACAAUAGGUGUACUUUAUAUUGAGUUGGGCUAUGUUCUGUUUGUGGUGCUGACACAUGAGGAUUAUUUUAAGUUUUCUGAUUUCUUUCAAGGUAUUGCUAUUUUCUGCAUGCUUCUCACCUACUACAUGUGGAUCAAGGCCGUGAAGACUGGUUCCAUAUACUGGGCAGCCAUGUGUGCGCUGGCGUAUUUUUACAUGGUGGGUAUUUACAUCAAUUUGUAAUAUUUCUGUAUAACUUGGAGGAAUUCCACAAGCAUAUCCAGAAAUCAGAGUACUGUCAAGACAAAUCUGACGUGGCUCUGGUAAAGUAUGAAAUCUUUUUUCUUUUUACUGAAUGUAGGAACUUUUUUUUUUUGUUUGUGAUCCAGGUUUCCUCUUGGGGCGGUUACGUGUUUUUGAUUAAUCUAAUUCCUCUUCACGUGCUUGUUCUGAUGUUCACUGGCCGAUUUUCGCACAGGAUUUACGUCGCUUACUGCACCGUAUACUGUCUGGGGACCAUUCUGUCCAUGCAGAUCUCAUUUGUGGGGUUCCAGGUGAGAAUGGAAAGGAAUAACAUGCAAAUUGCUCCCUUUGUAAAACAAAACUGUUAAAGAAAAAUUAAGCACCAUAACUAGUACAUGUGCUUCUGACCCUUGACAGUGGAGAGAGGCAGGGAGCAGUGACUACAUUGGGGGGCUACCAGUUGCACUCCUGGCCCCAUAACCACACAUGCUUAAACACAUUAAAGGAGUACAUUUUUGUGUUCCCUUAAAUGAUCACUCUCUCUAUACCACCAAUCCUUGGCAGCUCGCACUAGUUAACUGUGAACCCUUGGCAUGAGAGGGUUCCUUCCAGGAAUGCUUAGUUUGUCUUUAUUGUCCUGAAAGACAGCUACAUUUGUGGGCAAGAGGGGGCAGAAGUGGUUCCUUCCUCCAUCUCGGUGAACUUCUCUGCCACAUAUUCAGUAUUUCUUAUUCAAAGACUGAAUGGUUUUAUACAAAAUAUAACCACUACAGCGUUAUUAUAAGUGAAACUUAUUGUGCCAUUUUAGCUCAUUGUACAUGUUCUGGUGCAGUGUCGAUUUGGCCAAAUUAUAUCUCUGAGCACCUAAAUACCCCAUCCUUGUUCCUCUGUGGCAGCUCAGCUACGGCGGUCCAGCUUUGGGCAGCAAUGAUUGGCUGAGAGCUUAGGGCAUCAUCAAUACUGUCUGAGGUAGAAAGGCUAGUGUAAAUGUGGACUCCUUAACCCCUUAAGGACACAUGACGUGUGACAUGUCAUGAUUCCCUUUUAUUCCAGAAGUUUGGUCCUUAAGGGGUUAAGGUGCUGAAAGAGAUCAAACAGCUUGACAAAAACUGGGGUGAUUCUGCCCAAAGACACUUUGCACCAUAACUUGUACAAUGUGAUGCAGUGUUGAUGGUGCUUAGGUCAUUGGUCCCCAAUGCAGUCCUAAAGGAUUACAAACAACCUAGGUUUUCUCUGUAUCUGUAGAUAUAAUAUUAAUAUAGCUGAACUGAGAGAUUGUAAACCCUGGACUGUUAGGGCUGGCUUGGGAUCCACUGGCGUACAGUGCGGCUUAAACCUCUGAAAUUUGUAAUUGGCCUUGUUACUGCCUGCUCACUGCUGUCAGUAAGUCUAUAACAAAGUACACUUUAUCCCUCGCAGCCGGUGCUGUCGUCUGAACAUAUGGCAGCUUUUGGUGUCUUUGGUCUGUGCCAGAUUCAUGCAUUUGUGGAUUACCUGCGGAGUAAGCUAAACCCCCAGCAGUUUGAGGUUCUGUUCCGCAGUGUCAUCUCAUUGGUGGGAUUUGUCCUUCUUACAGUUGGUGCUGUGCUCAUGCUUACAGGUAAGUGCCUGUCAGACUAGCCUACAGAUAACUGGUACAGGUGUUUGGGAUUGGGCCCCAAACCGAGAACCAUUGCUAUAGUUUCUCACUUUCUCACCCCACAUGUCCCCUCCAUAGUAUGUGCUGGCUGCAUGUAACAUGCAUGUGUUUAUUGUCCUUAGUAUGUAUGUGUGUGUAUGUUUUGACCCCUCCUGCUUACUUUUAUGUCCCUGGAUCCUUGGUGUUCGAUUAGUAGAGCAUGUGGACUGCACUUUAGUGUACAGUCUAGGGAACCUGACAGCUGCACCGUAAAUCAUUAACCAAGUAUUUGGAUAGCAAGGAAGCACUUGUGAUAACAUUUUACAUGAAAUGCUUCAUUUUCAUUUAAUGUAUAUUAAACAUUUAGCAAAUGACUUCAUAUUCCAGUACAAACAAGGCACAGUCAGGACACACAUUAUAAAUGAAGAUGAAUAAAAACAUUGUUGCACAUUCUAGGCACAUGGCCAGGUAUAAAGCAUAUGGAGCUAAGAUGGAGGUGCCCAGUUGAAGGAUAAAAGAGGUGAUUUCUCCGUUUAAUUUUAUAUUUCACAUCUCACAAACACGUUUGUAAAAAAUAAUAUAACAAAUUCCGGGGACGUUACCGUUCACCUCUAAGACCUUCAUAACAGGGCUUCUUUAAAGUUACAAUUUUCAUUAUUCCUCUUUUUAUAGCUUCUUGUUCUCUCCCCUCUGUUACAGUCAGUAGUAGUUGGAGACAGUUUGUUUUACCAUUUGUGCAGUUAAUGGUGCUUUCCCAUAAAUCUUUGUUUAUUUCCCUUAUUAAUUCUGGUGACGCAUUUCUGAAUGAUCUCUUGUAUUUUAGGUAAAAUCUCUCCAUGGACUGGACGGUUUUACUCCCUGCUGGACCCGUCUUAUGCCAAGAACAACAUCCCCAUCAUUGCCUCUGUGUCUGAACAUCAGCCUACCACAUGGUCCUCGUACUACUUCGACCUGCAGCUGCUGGUCUUCAUGUUUCCAGGUUUCUAUUGUUUUGGCCUUUCUUACUAACCUGCUUUUUAAUUAUUUUCACUUUGUGCUGAUUAUAUUUUAGAGGGAUAUAUUCGCCUCCUCUUACUUUUUUAAGUGUUUGCAUUGUUUUAUUAUCUGUCUGGGAAUAUUUUGGGGCUUUUGAUUGUUUUGCUGUGUUUCGUAGUGAGGACCUGGUUUAUGACUGAAUUAUUCUGCGUUUUUUUUUCUUUUUUCCUCUCCAUAGUUGGCCUGUAUUACUGCUUCAGUAACCUGUCGGAUGCUCGCAUAUUCAUUAUUAUGUAUGGCGUGACUAGCAUGUACUUCUCCGCUGUCAUGGUAAGAGAGUUACCUACUUUUCUCCUUUGGACAGGUCUGCUGAGUCCGUUUUGCUCUGUGUAGGACAGGCCUAUGUGUCUUAAGUAUAGUUUAUAUCAGUUUUUCCAUUAAUCCUUGCUUGUCAAUGCCUCACACCCUGCAGGGAUAAUAACGUACAUUAUAAUUGAACACAUACAUAGCUUCCUUCACACCCUGCAGGGAUAAUAACGUACAUUAUAAUAGAACACAUACAUGGCUUCCUUCACACCAUGCAGGGAUAACGUACAUUAUAAUAGAACACAUACAUGGCUUCCUUCACACCCUGCAGGUAUAACGUACAUUAUAAUAGAACACAUACAUGGCUUCCUUCACACCCUGCAGGGAUAAUAACGUACAUUAUAAUAGAAUACAUACAUGGCUUCCUUCACGCCCUGCAGGGAUAAUAACGUACAUUAAAAUAGAAUACAUACAUAGCUUCCUUCACACCAUGCAGGGAUAUUAAAGUAUAUUAUAUUAGAAUACAUACAUAGCUUCUUUCACACUCUGCAGGAAUUGCAUUUCUUUAUGGUAAAAGGAGAGGUAAAUAUUUUUUCUGUUAAAAUCUGUGGCGGCCUGCUCCUAGGUGACUGUAGUGUUGCCGCCAAGGACUCCCUUUCCCUCUUAGUGAUUAGCUCCUGAAUGAAUAUAGCCCAUCCCUAGUCAUUUGCCAAGGAUUAAUGUAAGGAUGAAACAAGUGUGAAUGUUGCAUUUUUAUACCUGGGUUGCCAGGAGAACAAUAUAUGAUGGUCCAGGCACUGAAGGUAAACCCAAAGUGAGCAGAUUUAUUGGAGCAGAUGAAGGCAAAGUGUCAUCCCACAACAUCACCUUUGUCAAGCUUGCUUCGAGCAUCCUCUGAUUCGAAGUAGAGUUUCACAGUGCUGGGUGGAAUGUCAUAGUCACUUUUGCUGACUGGGCUCUCAGUCGAUCCAUUCAGAUCCCUCUAGUCCUUGGUGGUGUUCGAUACCUCACCACCUCCGCUUUCAUCCCUCCAAAUUGUUCUCUGUUUGGUGGUCUUGGGACCUAAAGCGACUUUCAUAAGGUUUGACCUGAUCGCAGCAACUCCGCAAUCCGCUCUGAAGUUCCAGGAGAUUUGUGAGUUGCUCCCAGUCAGGCACGCCAUGCCUCUGCGAGUUUCCCACUGGUCUCUGGGAGGCACAAUCUGGAGAGGGGAAGAGUGUGUGAAAAUAGUCUCUUUGGGAGAAGAGAUAGGAGCUCUGUACAAGUCCUGGGUGACGGAGUGGUCUGUCACAAAAUCCUUAUCCACAAAUCGUAUUUGAAGGUUCUGUAAAUUUUACAUGGCUGUUGCCCUGGCAAUUCUCCUGAAUCACAGAUAUGCGGUGGCCCCUGGCCGAUUUGCAGUAUCCCAGUCUCCUUCUGUCUUGCUUUUAUAACGUCCGAAAUGUUGGGUUAAUUAGUUCAUAUUUCAAGACCUAUAUUUUAUAGUCUCAUCCUUUCUCUUCUAGGUGCGUCUGAUGCUGGUUCUGGCUCCAGUCAUGUGUAUCCUGUCUGGUAUUGGGGUAUCUCAGGUACUAUCAACUUACAUGAAGAACCUCGAUAUAAGCCGCCCUGACAAGAAAACAAAAAAACAGCAAGAUUCCACCUACCCAAUAAAAAAUGAGGUGAGUCCCCACUAAGCAAUGUCCCGUUUGAGCACCACCACUAAAAACUAACAAUAACAUUGCCGUUAUUUAUCUGUCCUUGGUCCCCUUCUAUUAUCUCUUUUUACUGCCUCUCUUGGCAAACUUAUUACCUCAUUUGGAUUCCAAUACCACCUGUACACUGAUGACACCCAGUUAUAUCUCCCCUGCCGUCCUGCAACGUGUCACUGCUUGCCUUUCUUCCAUCUCUGACUAGAUGUCCUCCUGCUUUCUGAAACUUAAUCCCUCUAAAACUGAGCUCCUUGUCUUUCCUCCUCCUAAUACUGAUCCUCCUCUUUCGCUCUCCCUUCAAGUUAGUGGUAUCCACAUAAGUCCAUCCUUGCAAGCGCGCUGUCUUGGCGUCAUACUUGAUUCUGGCCUCACAUCCAACAUGUAAGUCCUGUAGAUUCCAUCUUACGCAAGAUGCUACUAGGGAGCUUGUCCAUGCUCUUGUAAUUUCCUGCAUGGAUUAUUGUAACCCUCUCCUAAUUGGUCUUCCCAAAAACUGUAUUGCCCCACUACAGUCUGUAAUAAAUGCCGCCGCCGCCAGACUGAUUUUCCUCUCUAGUCGGUCCUCUCACACCCCUGUCAGUCCUUACAUUGUCUUCCUGUAUCCUAUAGGAGUCAAUUCAAAGUGCUAACUAACCCAUACAUAUAAAGCAUUGACCAAUUCUAGCCCCUCUUAGAUCUCUUCACAGAUCCAUAGGUAUGCCCCUUCUCUGUCUCUCCGCUCUGCCCAUGACCUCCUGUCCGCUGCUCGCACCCGUACAGCCAACUCAUGCUUGCAGGACUUCUCGCGGGCGGCUUCCAUCCUAUGGAAAAGCCUGCCUACCGUCAUCAGACUCUCCCCUAGUCUUCAAUCAUUUGAGAAGAGCCUUAAAAUCCAUCUCUUUAGGAAAGCUUAUGGCCUCCCAGAGUAACAUCUACCUUACAUACCUGUCUCUUGCUCUCUCCUAUAGGGCAGUGCUUUACUCUCUCCCCCAGCUCUGCUUCACUCCCACCUUAUUUAGAUUGCUAUUUCCUGUCCUAAUGUGUGUUAUACCCCACCUCCUAUAGACUGUAAGCUCGUUUUAGCAGGGUCCUUUUCAACCUACUGUUCCUGUAAGUUUUCUUGUAAUUGUCCUAUUUAUAGUUAAAUCCCCCCUCUUAUAAUAUUGUAAAGCGCUACGGAAUCUGUUGGCGCUAUAUAAAUGACAAUAAUAAUAAUAAUAAUAAUAAUAGUCCAGUCGAAAUAAAGAAGAGUACCACCUGAUCAAAACUGGGCCAUUUUAGACCUCAAUUUAAUAUUUUUGGAUAAUUUAAUUGUUUAGUUUAUCCAAAAAUAGUAAAUCUGAGGCCUAGCUGCUUAGAUUAGAUACUGGUUACUGCAGUGAAAUUGUAUAAAUUUAGUCUAUGUGUAGAUAAAGCAGGACUUUUCUAAGAGAACUUUCUUUUUUAAGGGGGGCUGCGCAGAUCCCAUGUAUUACAUUGGAUAUUGAUUGUCAUUGUUACCUCUGCCACUUCCUCCUCCGUUAAAGCAUGUCUCUGUAUAUUGUGGUGUUCUUUGUCUUUACAUUCUUUUUAUAAUUUAGUUUUACAGACAUGGUCCGCAGCAUUCUAAACUAUGUGUGUGUUUGUUUUUAAGCUUUGAGUUGUGCAGUGCUAUUUCCAAUCGUGUAUUUUCCUCCUGUACAGGUCGCCAGUGGCAUGAUUCUGGUCAUGGCUUUCUUCCUGGUCACUUACACAUUCCAUUCCACAUGGGUAACAAGUGAGGCUUAUUCUUCUCCGUCCAUCGUGCUGUCUGCCCGGGGUGGGGACGGCAGCCGGAUCAUAUUCGAUGAUUUCAGAGAGGCUUAUUAUUGGCUGAGACACAAUACUCCAGAGGUAAGAAUCUACAUCCACUAUUGCUGGAGGUAUAUCUCUCUGACCUGUGUAUAGAGGGCACAUGUUGAUGUAGCCAGUGCCAGAUUUCCCAUUAAACAGAGUAGGCACCUACCUACAGCCACCUUUCCUCUAUGGGGUGUAUGUGUUCACCUUAUAAAGUGCUUUUUGGAGCCUUAGUGGUCUGGGGAGGGGGAGAUAAGUACCAGGAGCUUUGGCCAGUGUCCUCUGUACUCCAGUACUUCACUAACCGCCUCUCACACAGGAAAUGCCUUGCAGGAGGAACAGGGAUAGCAGUGAGUGAUGCACACUGUAUAACAGUUACAGCAGCUCUAAUAUAAUACAUUUUUUGGAAGGUGCGUGCUUUGCAAAUAGCCAUUGAAACUCUAAACACCAUUUUUUUCCCCUUUAACCUACAUUUGAUCCCUUCUAAAACCUAAACAAACUCUUUCCUUAGUCCCAUAUAUAAGCACUCAAAAAAUGUUUUUUGCCUUAAUCCGAGGUUUAACAAUCUUUAAAUGUGUAGAUUGGAUUAGCCGUAUUAGUCCCAUAGACAAGAUGCCAAAAUACCAAAGUAUUCCAGUAUGCGAUAAUAUUUCAAAGAUGGGCUUUCGAGAUUUUUCCUCUCUCCCUCAUGUCUGAAGCAAAACCUACCAGAUUGAUCAGUAUUAAGUGUUUAACUCUACCAGAUUGAUCAGUGUUGCUUCAGACCUGAGGAAGAGUGGUAAACUCUUGAAAGCUUGUCUUUGAAAUAUUAUGUUAGUCCAAUAAAAAAAGUUAUCAUUGCAUACUGCAAUACUCUGGGAUUUUGGCAUGUAUAAUACACACACACACACACACAGUGUUGUCAAUUUUGAGCUCAUGUGUUUUAGUUUUUUGCCUGUGAUUUUGCUCACCGUAUCUGCCUUUUAUUUGAGGUGGGAUAGGGAUCUGCAGCAGGGAGUGACUUAGAAUUUUGACAUUAAUCUGGCCGUGGGUGAAGUGGUGCCUUUAGUCCAAAGGAACCAUAACUACUGUGAUUGCAUGUAGUGGUUAUGGUGCUACUUUUAAAUGCAGUUCAGUCCACGAAUGCAAGUUUUCAGCUCUCUCUGGUCUUUCACCUUGUGUACUUGGGGUUCAGGCUAUGCUGAUUGUUGUUCAUUAUUACACUGUUACAUUGCUCUGUUUUGAUAAUUUUGUAUUCUCAGGAUGCAAAAGUGAUGUCAUGGUGGGAUUAUGGUUAUCAGAUAACUGCAAUGGCGAAUCGAACAAUCUUAGUGGACAAUAAUACAUGGAAUAACACCCACAUCUCCCGUGUAGGACAGGUAAGACCAGCUCCCAGUUUAACCCUUUCCAGUCUUUGAUGGAUCAGCCUGUGAAAAUUUUUAAUCUCUUGUCCCCCCCAAAAAAGGUAAAUCUAAUAGAGUAGUAAUUGUGCUCAUUCGUUUAAAUUCACUAAACAGUGAAUUGCAGGGACAUGCAAAAUUCAGACUUAACGUUUUCCAACUUGUCUGUAUUCCAAAAAAAAUUUUAAUUCAGUUUUCAGAUUACUUUUAACUUUCAUGCAGAAAAUAAGGCUUUUCUUGCCCUCUUGUUUGAAGAUUAGAGCGUGAUUUCUGAAGAGAUUCUGUACCAUGCAUGCUGUUACUGAGAUCCUGUUUUUUGCAGGCGAUGGCGUCCACAGAAGAGAAAGCGUAUGAGAUCAUGAGGGAGCUGGAUGUUAGCUAUGUGCUUGUGAUAUUCGGUGGUCUCACAGGAUAUUCUUCUGAUGGUAAAUUGUGUAUAUACAUAUAUAUGUGUGUGUGUGUGUGUGUUUUAUAUUCGUCAUUUGUGAGUGAAAUAUGCCAUGGACCCACCAGGCUUGCAAUGGCAGGCUGGCUUGUAGUGUAGGACUUGCAAGAGGUGUGUUUGUGGGUGUUUCUCCCCUCCCCUUUUUUUUUUUUAAUUGGAGUGUAUUGGAGUAGACACUUGCAGAAAUUAAAUAAAGCAUUUUUAUAUGACCAGGAAGCUGUGUUUAGUCAAUUCACACCAGACACCCUGCACAUUUAUUAACUUUGUUCUUCUAAUCUCCUUUUCAUAGAUAUCAAUAAAUUUUUGUGGAUGGUGAGAAUCGGUGGCAGCACAGAUACUGGUAAACACAUCAAAGAGCACGAUUACUACACUUCAACAGGGGAAUUCCGUGUGGACAGAGAGGGAUCACCAGUACUUCUGAAUUGCCUGAUGUACAAGAUGUGCUAUUAUCGAUUUGGCCAGGUCUACACAGAGGCCAGUAAGUGGAGGCAGAGCUGUUAUUGCUAUUAAAAACAUAUUAAUCCUUGUGGGUACUGCUCACAGGCUGCAAGCACUUUUCAAACUCCAGAAUUAUUUUCAAGAUACAUUGUGGGGUCAGAAUCCCUCUGUAAAUUACAAUGUUUUAAUGCUGACUAUUGUACCAUAAAGCGGCAAACUUUGAAUACCAUCAAACUAUUUAUGCUGAUUCCAUUGUUUGCAUCGAGACUUGGUAUUGCUGUCAAUCACUGGUGGAAGUUAUAUUCACAGUGGAUGAUGUGUGCCAUGAGUGAACUCUGUAUAUCUGCUUUUAUAGUGUAUUGAAUCUACUACUUUUUCUCCUGCAACAGAACGUCCACCAGGGUACGAUCGGGUGAGGAAUGCGGAAAUUGGAAAUAAAGAUUUCGAGCUUGAUGUUCUGGAGGAAGCUUACACCACAGAGCACUGGCUGGUCCGAAUAUACAAAGUAUGUUGUAUAACAAUAGCAUAUUAUCAAUUAUCUUUUCCAAAGCGGUUCAAUUUGACUGUCAGUAUGUGAAUUCAGAUCCAGAAGGUAGAUUUAUUAUUUUGGUUGGCUUGUUAGAUGGGAUGGAGUAUACAUUAGUAAACUUUUAUUUCCCUAAUAAAAAUCCGAUUAAUACUUUGACAAAAAUUUUAAGAUUUGUAGAUCGAGUUAAAAAAGGGAAAUUGAUGAUUUCAGGUGAUUUUAAUUGUAUACUGGAUCCCUCAAUAGACAAACAAUUGAACUCAGGUCAAACGAUUGAUAAAAACUUACUAAAACAAGCAGCCUCGAUAAAUAGAACUAUUAAACAAAUAUGAAUUGUAUGAUUGAUGGAGAUUACUCCACCCUAAUGAUAAAAAUUACACACACAGAUCUAUCCCGCAUAAGUCAACAGCUAGAAUUGACCUGAUCCUAGGGGAUAUUAAAUUAUCUAAUGCUAUCUCGUCAAUUAUAAUUAAAGAUAAUACAUGGUCAGAUCAUGACCUGCUGAUAGCAGAAGUGUUGGAUAGGAAGAAUAGAUCUAUGAUUUGGAAACUUAACAAUAUGCUAUUGAAGAAUAAGGCUAAUACUGAUUAUAUUGCAAAUCUAAUGUAGUUAUUUUUCAAAAAAAAUGUAACCCCAGAAUUGUCUAAUGAAUGUGUAUGGUGUUCUUUUAAGACAGUCAUAAGAGGAUACUUGAUUAAAGGACCACUCUAGGCACCCAGACCACUUCAGCUUAAUGAAGUGGUCUGGGUGCCUGGUCCAGCUAGGGUUAACCCAUUUUUUAAUAAACAUAGCAGUUUCAGAGAAACUGCUAUGUUUAUGAAUGGGUUAAGCCUUCCCCUAAUCCUCUAGUGGCUGUCUCAUUGACAGCCACUAGAGGCGCUUGCGUGCUUCUCACUGUGAUUUUCACAGUGAGAACGCAUAGCGUCCAUAAAAGCAUUGUAAAUGCUUUCCUAUGAACAAACUGAAUGCGCGCAGCUCCGCUUGGCGCAUUUAUUCAGCGGAGGAGGAGAGGAGGCAGAGAGCUCUCCAGGCUGGAAAAAGGUAAGUUUAAACCCCUUUCCCCUUCCAGAGCCGGGCGGGAGGGGGUCCCUGAGGGUGGGGGCACCCUCAGGGCACUAUAGUGCCAGGAAAACGAGUAUGUUUUCCUGGCACUAUAGUGGUCCUUUAAAAUAGCUAGCCAAUACAAAAAGCCAAUACAAAAAUAAGAGAGUCAAAGCUAUCAGAGUUAUAUAUUGAAUUCUAUAAUCUAUCUACAGCAAAUAAAAUCAACUUCUCUUCUGAGAGAGCAGGCAAGAUUAAAGAAAUCCAAGAGAAGAUCAAUAAAGAAAUAUCUGAAAGAAUAGAACACAAUUUAAAUAAAUUAAAUAUCAAAUUUUGCUACAAGAAUAAUAAAGCUGAUGCUACGCUAACUAACAAAUUAAAGAAACAAAAUUUGGAAAAGAAAAUUUUCAAACUAGUGGUUGAUGAUAAGAACAUCCUCAAACCUGAGGAUUUAGCCAAAAGCUUCAGAGAUUUUUACAAAAAGCUUUAUAAUUUAACCCCUUAAGGACCAAACUUCUGGAAUAAAAGGGGAUCAUGACAUGUCACACAACUUUAGCCCGGAAAAGGAAGAUGUAGAGAACUAUCUAAUGAAUAUUAAAUUACCUAAAAUCUCGUUGGAUCAGAAGCAAAGUCUAAAUAAGACUAAAUCUAAUGAAGACGUAGAACAGGCAAUAAAUAAUCUUGUAAACAAAAAAGCUCCGGGACCGGAUGGAUGUUCUAAUCUAUUUUAUAAAACCUUCAAAAAACAAAUCAUUCCCAUACUUUCAGUCACUUUUAACUAAAUCGCAGGCAAAAGCCAAGCUUCUUAUGAUUUACUAAGAGCCCAUAUCUUCCCGAAAUUGAAACCGGGUAAAUCCUCUAUGUUCAUCUCAUUGAUAAACGUGGACAUUAAGUUAUUCGCUGCUAUAUUAGCGGCUAGACUACAAAAAAUUCUCCCGUCCAUUAUUCACCCCGAUCAGAUCAGUUUUAUUUCGGGGAGGCAGUCUAGUAAUAACUUUCGAAGAAUGUUGGAGAUCAUUGACUGGGCUCGGAAUAAGGGGACACCCCUGUCGGUAGAUCCCGAGAAAGCCUUCGACAGGGUCGGAUGGGGCUUCCUCAGUAGGACUAUGUCACUCUUUGGAUUUGAGGGUUGGUUCAUGGGAGCAGUGGGGGCACUUUACUCAAACCUCUCAGCUAGGAUAGUGGGACGGGAUGUUCUGAUAUCUCUAAUGGCACACGCCAGGGAUGCCCACUUUCUGUUAUACGUUCUAUCAAUUGAACCAUUUGCCUGUAAAAUAAAAGGGAUAGCUAUCCCUGGAGAUGAAUUAAAGAUCUGCCUUUAUGCAGGCAUACUUAUGUCUAUAUCUGAGCCUAGAUCCUCUCUCUACCAAUUUUUUGUAAUUUUUUUUUUUUUUAUAAAUUCUUUAUUUUUAUUGGUUUUUGUAUAAUGUGGGGAAGGGAUUACAGAAAGAAGUUGGGAUGAAACAUUAGUUUUACAUAUAACAUUUUGUAACAGUUUUAAUAAUUCAGGUAUUGAUAUUCUCGUUGAGCUGUCGUGCCUAGGUUACAUCAGUCUUCUUGGGUGGUGUUUGACAUGAGUUUGUAGUACCCAAUUCUAGGAAGGCCUGGGGGUCAGGAAAGGUGGGUUCGGGCAGCGGAGGGGGCGGGUGUCUGAUGAGGAUAGAGGCUCUCUACCAAUUUUGAUGCAAGAGUUUGAAAAAUAUAGCUUGGUCUCAAACUACAAAUUAAAUGUCAAUAAAUCAACAGCCUUAGUAAAUAACGUCCAAGACACGACUUUACAAAUAUUGAAGCAAACCUAUGACUUUAAUUGGCCCACAAAAGGAGUUUGCCUACCUCGGACUAAUGUUAACUGCUGAUCCUAGAAGGUAUAUGGAAUUAAAUUUUAUGAGACUACUGAAAGAAACGAAUAGAUUAUGGAGAUCACAUGAGAUCUCAUGGUGGGGAAGGAUUAAUACCAUUAAAGCUUAUAUAACUCCCAAGUGGACUUACCUGUUCCGCAUGAUUCCUCUCCACAUAUCUGCGCACUGGCUUAAUAUGGUUCAAAGUAGUUUUACAAAUUAUAUUUGGAGAGGAAAAGAGCCAAGCAUCAACAGUUUCGCUAUCAAAAAAAAAGAUGCGAUGGAGGUAUUGGUUACCCAUUAAUAAGUCAGUCAUACCAGGCUAACAUGGUAAUACAUGCUACUAAUCUCCAAAGGACUGACUCAGUGGACCAGCCAUGGUAUAAGCUACAAGCUCAUAGAAUAAGAUGGGAUAAUUUAGAACCACUUUUAUGGAAGAAAUAAUAUCAAUAAUAAUAUCAAAUUAAAAACUAUAACAGAAAAUUACUCUUUAAUAUUAUUUCAAACACUAAGGGAAUGGAAAAGCAUAAAGAGAAAACUUAAAGGACCACUAUAGUGCCAGGAAAACAUACUCCUUUUCCUGGCACAAUAGUGCCCUGAGGGUGCCCCCACCCUCAGGGUCCCCCUCCCACAGGUCUGGAUGGCGAGGAAAGGGGUUAAACUUACCUUUAUUGCAGCGCCGGGCGGGGAGCUCUCCGCAUCCGAUCCUCCUCGUCAGCUGAAUGCGCAUGCGCGGCAGGAGCUGUGCGCGCAUUCAGCCGGUCUCAUAGGAAAUCAUUUACAAUGCUUUCCUAUGGACGCUUGCGUGUUCUCACUGUGAUUUUCAGUGAGAAGCACACAAGCGCCUCUAGCGGCUGUCAAUGAGACAGCCACUAGAGGAUUUGGAGGCUGGAUUAACUCAUUUAUAAACAUAGCAGUUUCUCUGAAACUGCUAUGUUUAUAUAAAAAAAGGGGUUAAUCCUAGAGGGACCUGGCACCCAGACCACUUCAUUAAGCUGAAGUGGUCUGGGUGCUUAGAGUGGUCCUUUAAUAUUGAAAACGUAAUCCCGGCUACACUAUCUUUAAAAUAUUUGUAAUAUAUUAUAACACAAAUUGAUCUUAAAAACUGGCACAAAAAUAAUAUUCGGAUUAACGAUUUAUACUGACCGACAUUUGAAAAGCUAUACUGAGCUAUCUAUUUUACUAGAUUUACCAUCAAAUUUAAUUACCUGCAGAUAAAGUUUUUUGAGAGAACAUAUCCUAACUGGGCACGAUAAUCUAGGAUCUUUAAUUAAUGGAGUUCUAUCGGUUAAGCCCUCUAAACAUUACUAUGCCAAAGCACUUGAGGCAAGAAAAUCAACUGGUCGCCCUAAUACCCCAAUGGCACUUACGAAAUGGGAAUCUGAUUUAUCCUCAGAUAUACAAUAUACUUUAUGGUGCCAAGCAUUUAUAAAGCUCAAAAAAUAUAUCCACUGUUUAAAUAUCCUCGAGACCUAUGUAAAAAUAUCUUAUAGAUGGUACUUAGUUCCUAUAAGACUUAACAAAAUCUCUCUAAGUAAUCUCCCAAAUUGCUGGAGAUGUCGCAUAGAUGGUUCAAUGUUACAUAUUUGGUGGAAUUUCCCAGAAAAUUAUCCCAUUCUGGGAUUUAUCUUUUGAACUAAUAAAUAAGAUAGGAGCAGUAACAUUAGAGAAAAAAACAGAAAUUGCACUAUUACAUCUACAUGGGAAAGAAGACAGUAAAAAAGCAGAGAUUUUAAUAAUACAUUGCCUUAUGGCAACAAAGAUACUAAUUGCGAAAGGUUGGAAACAAACUAAUAUACCAUCUAAGCUACAUUAUAAAGCCCAAGUGUUAAAACAACUAGAGAUGGAAUUAGGUGUUAUUUUUUUAUAAUCCUUACACUAAUCGUAAAUCUCUCGACUUAUAUAAAAGUCUGAUCGUAGAUAUUAAGUAGUUUUGAUAGAAACAAAGCAUCCGAUCAAUAUUAUAAUUUAGACUUUAUAAGUUAUAGAGACCGAAAUAUUGUCAAGGGAAACAUCUACUAAUAUGCCUAUAUUAGAUAUCACGAUGGCUUGACUAUAUUUACUAAGAUUAUAAAUUGCUGAUUAAUGUACUCUAGAACUUUAUUGGCUACCAUAUUCGGUUAGAGUAGCGACAUAUGACAACUCUCCUUCUUUUCCCCCUCUUCUUUAAAUCUUAAUAAUCUAAGUUUGAUAGAUUGUAUGGUGUUCUGAUCCUGCUAAACUGAAAGGAAAGAUAAUGCUAUAUAACUCUAUUACUCCCACUUCAAAGUUACAUUUCAACUGACUUAGAAGACCAAAAAUAUGUUUGAAUGAUUGUAUGAUUUGCUUAGGAUGAGUGAAGGCCAUACAAAGUGUAAUUAUAAAAAAGAAUGUGAUAUCCUAUUUAGAUGUACUUAAAUGUUUAUUGGAAAAUUGCGCCUCCUUUAUAAUAUUGCUGCUAUUAUAAUACUAACAUAAUGGAGACCGUGUAUGUUACUUACAUAUGGAAAAGAAAGGGGAGAGAAAAAAAAAGUAAUUGUUAUGUAUUGGCCUUUUGAAUGCAUUGGGCUUUGUAAGAGCCGUCUUUGUACGUAUUAAUUGUUUCAAAAAUUUAAUAAAAAUAAGUAAAAAAAUAUAAACAAUAGCAUGUGUGAUACUGGCUUUACAUUGUCUGCGCUGCAUGCCAUUAGCUUAAAGGGACAUAAUGAGCAUCUGUAAUUGCAUUAUAUAGAUUAAUGAUAUCCAAAUGCAAGUGCCCCUGGACUUUGCAACUUCUGCUGUGAGCUGUCCUCAAACCAAGCACUGUUUAGCUACUCCCAUAGACAGUGCUUUAUUGCCACACCAAGGGUUUCUGGGAGAUGUAGAAAGCCAACCACUGGACUACCUCAGCAAGGUGCCAAAUGAACUACAACUCGUCAAAACAAAGCAGUGUACAGGAGUGUACACACAGGCAGAAAUGUUGGACUACUGUAGUAAAAAAAAAUGUAAAAAAUUGCAUAACGAAAUGUAACUUUAUUUACACAUUUCAACAUAGUGUGGGAUACUGCACAACAUUAGAUUAAAUGUUCCCUGCUCUGUAUAACAGAUCUAACCGGUUGCCUUUCUUUUCCAACAGGUUAAAGAUCUGGAUAAUCGUGGAUUGUCAAGAACAUAA
Pelobates cultripes (western spadefoot toad) is the source of this 22720-nucleotide messenger RNA. The record is from the annotation of a GenBank genome assembly. Lineage: Eukaryota; Metazoa; Chordata; Amphibia; Anura; Pelobatidae.